GCGUGUAUCUGUGUGUGAGGGAGGGAAGGGAGUGCGUGAAGGAGGGAGCGAAUGAGUGUGUGUCUCUGUGUAUGUGUGUGUCUGGUGGAGGGAGGGAGGCAGGGAGAGCGGCCGCCGCCGCCGCCGCCGGAUCGGUUUCUCGGGGUUUGACCAGCUGUCCCAGGCUAACCCUCUGCUCUCUGAAGAUGGAGGAAGUAAAAACAGGAUUACCCUUAGCUACGGCUCCUCCGCCGCCUUAGUCCCCCCACAGCCAACUGCCGUGCACAAACACACCUCCACUGGGCAGAGGGAGCCGACACUAAUAAACACACAAACAAAAGGGGGAUGGAACUGACUCACUGCCUGCGCGGCUGAGUAUGUGCCAUUCCUGAGCGAGUUUCCCCGUCGGCUCAUCCCGGGGCUUCCCGGCUCCCCGGCUCCGCAUGCCCCACCUCACUGCACUUUGACUAUGGAAGCAGAGGCUGUUGAUGGAUAUAUUACAUGUGACAAUGACUAUUCGCCUGAGAGGGAGCACUGCGGCAUGGCCAUCGACCUCACCUCUAGCACUCCCAAUGGGCAGCACACCUCCCCCUGUCACAUGGCAGGCACAAAUUCAGUAAAGCUAGAAAUGCAAAGUGAUGAGGAAUUUGACAGGAAGCCCCUGAUUCAUGAAGACAUUAUCAGAGCUCACGAUGGAGGAAGCAGCCUGGAAGAUCCCUUCAUUGGGAGUAACGAGAUGGUGGAUAACAGAAAGAUGCAGGAGCUAUCAAGCGAGGGAGGAAUCCGGCUUCCCAAUGGUAAACUGAAAUGUGACGUCUGUGGCAUGGUUUGCAUUGGGCCCAAUGUGCUAAUGGUACAUAAAAGGAGCCACACUGGUGAACGCCCCUUCCACUGUAACCAAUGUGGAGCUUCUUUUACCCAGAAGGGGAACCUGCUGAGGCACAUCAAGUUGCACUCUGGGGAGAAACCGUUCAAAUGUCCCUUCUGUAGCUACGCCUGCCGGCGGAGGGACGCCCUCACAGGACACCUCAGGACACACUCUGUGGGGAAGCCUCACAAGUGCAACUACUGCGGCCGGAGCUACAAGCAGCGCAGUUCUCUGGAGGAGCACAAGGAACGCUGCCACAACUACCUGCAGAAUGUCAGUCUGGAGGCUGCUGGGCAGGUCAUGAGUCACCAUGUACCUGCUCUGGAAGAUUGUAAGGAACAAGAGCCUGUGAUGGACAACAAUAUUUCUGUGGUGCCUUUUGAGAGACCUGCUGUUAUAGAGAAGCUGACAAGCAACAUGGGCAAACGUAAAAGCUCCACCCCACAGAAGUUUGUGGGUGAAAAGUUCAUGAGAUUUGGCUAUCCAGAUAUCCCCUUUGAUAUGAACCUAAGCUAUGACAAGGAGGCUGAGCUGAUGCAGUCUCACAUGAUGGACCAAGCCAUCACCAAUGCAAUCACCUACCUUGGAGCUGAGGCACUUCACCCCCUGAUGCAGCACACACCGAGCACAAUUGCAGAGGUGGCCCCGGUCAUCAGCUCAGCUUACGCUCAGGUCUAUCAUCCCAGCAGGAUAGAGAGGCCCAUCAGCAGGGAAACAGCUGACAGCCACGAGAACAACAUGGAUGGCCCCAUCUCCCUCAUCAGACCAAAGAGUCGAAUCCAGGAUAGAGAGGGCUCCCCCAGCAAUAGCUGCCUGGAUUCUACUGACUCAGACAGCAGCCACGACGACCGCCAGUCCUACCCAGGAAACGCUGCCUUAACCCCCAAGAUCAAGCCAAACCCGGCUUACGUGAAGGAGGAGGCCAAGCCUUUGGAUGUCACAAAAGCUUCUAAGGGCUCUUUAAAGGAUAUGUACAAGGUGAUCAACGGCGAAGGGGAGCAGAUUAGGGCUUUCAAGUGCGAGCACUGUCGCGUCCUCUUCCUGGACCAUGUCAUGUACACCAUCCACAUGGGCUGCCACGGCUACCGGGACCCGCUGGAAUGCAACAUCUGUGGCUACCGGAGCCAGGACCGCUAUGAGUUCUCGUCGCACAUAGUCCGGGGGGAGCACACAUUCCGCUAGGCCUUCUCAUCCAAAGGGGACUCCUAUGAAGUACAAGAACUGCACAUGAAGAAAUACUGCACUUACAAUCCCACUUUUCCUCAGACAUUGAGACGCCUAUUUUGUUGUUGUUGCUGUUGUCGUUGUUGCCGUUGUUUAAUUAUUAUUAUUAACCUUAUUUUUUGUGGACCCAACCUCAUUUGCUCUGCCCAGCUUAAGAAUGGAGAGAAGGAAGGGAAUGGAUAAAAAGAGAGGUUUGUUGUGGCAAUCGGUUUUUGGGGAGUGAGCCGCCUUGCUUGCUGUGGGAAUUGGAAGGCAGUCUGUGUCCGUCUCAGUCAGUUGUACACCAUGUCCUCUUUUGGGAUGUCGCUCAACCAUGCCAGGUGCUUUCAAGUCCCAACAAGAUGCCACUCAUUCGGAAUUUCAGAGGAAUAGGUAGAAACAUUUCAGAGGAGAGCCUUUUUCUAAUGUGAAGAUACGGUGCGAGCUUUCGGUGGCUGGAGGAAAGGGGGGGAGCUUUGUUCUGCAGAAUGAACAAUUAUUUUUAAAGCAAAACUGGUAGGGAGUUAGGAGCAUGAAUCAAAGUCAAUAUUCCUCUCAAAAUUACUUUCAAGGGUGAGCUGUUUUCCUGGGUUCAGUGUGUAUUGCCCCUCUAGGAUGUAAAUAAUGAAAAAAAAAAAGAAA
Messenger RNA from Camarhynchus parvulus, 2692 nucleotides. RefSeq names its product IKAROS family zinc finger 2 (gene IKZF2). The transcript has 9 exons. The record is from RefSeq and is a predicted model, not a curated record. Gene Ontology annotation, molecular function: RNA polymerase II cis-regulatory region sequence-specific DNA binding; DNA-binding transcription factor activity. Gene Ontology annotation, biological process: regulation of transcription by RNA polymerase II. NCBI's taxonomy places the organism in Eukaryota, Metazoa, Chordata, Aves, Passeriformes, Thraupidae. The coding region runs from base 449 to 2029 and encodes 526 amino acids.